AUGACGGCAAAGGAGAUCAGGAAGAUGAUGGAGAAGGAAACAUCAAGGGUAAAGAGCCUUAGCUUCCACCCAAGCAAGCCUGUGAUAAUUUCUGGGCACCACAGUGGGUCUAUAAGGGCGUGGGACUAUCAAAUGAAUGUCUGCAUCCAUGAAUUUCUCGAGCACGAUGGAUCUGUCAGGGCUGUCUUAUUUCAUCCGCGGGGAGACUUCUUUGUGAGUGGAGGAGACGAUAAGAUCAUAAGGGUGUGGAGCUACAGCGAAAGAAGAGUUACAAACAGGCUUAAGGGCCAUGAUGAUUUUGUCCGGUCGCUGGACUUCCAUCCAACAAAGCCAUGGAUCCUCAGUGCAUCCGACGAUCAGACAAUAAUGGUAUGGAACAUGUUGACGGGGAAGCUUCUUGCAACAGCCAGAGGGCAUUGCCACUAUGUCAUGGCGGCCAGGUUUCUGGGGGAGGAGUCGAUUGUGAGCGGCUCGCUGGAUCAGUCUAUAAGGGUCUGGGACUGUAAAGGAUUGAAGGAAGGAAGCAAGAAGAACUCGUUGCUGCCCGACAUAGUUAUAAAACAGAUUGUCGAUGGGCAUGAUAGGGGAAUCAAUGCAAUAGCAGUCCGGGGUGAGGUUUUUGUCAGUGGAGGAGAUGAUAGGGACAUCAAGUGCUGGGAGUGGUCUGAAACUUCAGUGUGGGAAAAAGAGGUGAUGUAUAACCACCAGGGGCCUGUGACCGGGCUUUUGUGUGAUGGGAACCAUGUUCUAAGCUCUGGAGAGGAUGGACUGUUUUCGAUAUACAACAUGGAGAGUAGGAAGUCUGUUGAGUGUCGCACGGAAGGAAGAUAUUGGUGCGUAGCUAGCAGAGGGAAUUUAUACGCGGCAGGGCAUGAUUCAGGAUUUGAGGUGUAUCUCUACUCUGAGCCCAAGAUUGUCUGUGUAAAUGACGGGGGGCUUUUCUAUCUGAAGGACUCUAGAAUCUACUUCAAUGACUUACGAACCGAGAAGAUGGUUUACAAUGCAAAGAAAGGCGUGGUUUCGAUCUGUGCUAAAAAGGAGUACUUGCUUGUUCAAUAUGUUGAUAAGUUUGAUGUUGUUAAGGAUGGAAAGGUUGUUUUGAAGGAGCCAGGGGAGGGGCUUCUAUUUGAAAGUUCAAGCGGCGAUGUGGAGCUGAUUACAAAGAAUGAGGGUGGGGUUUACAGAGGUGAGAUAGAUUCAAAAGGUAGAAGUCUCCUUUCCUGUUCGAAGGGAAAGAUGUUUAAGGGAAAUGACGAGUUCUUUUUCCUGGUCAGCGGAAGGAGCAUUACAAUGUGCUUCGUCGAGGGGGAGGAAAAAACGUUUAGUAUUCCAUUUAGCCCGUCCAAGACGGCUUGCUCCGACAAUAGAAUAUCGUUUAUUGGGAGAAACGACAUCUUGAUCUACGAUCUGGACCUGAAUGUUGUAAACAGCAUCAGCGAGAUAGUCUCUAUUAUUGAUGGGUUUUUCCAUGAAGACAUUUUUAUCUAUGCAACCUACAGGCACCUUAGAUAUGCAUUUGAGGAUUCCGGGGUGCUGAAGAGUGUUGACAAGAAGAUUGUUCCAUUUGCUCUUGAGGAGGGAAAGGUGAUUUAUUUUCUGUCUGACGAUGGAAUCGAGUGUGCCGAUGUGGAUUUUGCAGAGGUAAGGUUCAAGAAGGCUGUUAUGAUGGAAGAGGACAUUGUUCCUCUGAUUGAGGAAGGAAUGAUGCCAGGGCUCGCGCCCCUCUCGUAUCUUGUCAAGCAGAAAAAAGGAGCAUUGGCUCUUCCAUACAUCAAGGAUAGUAGGCAGCGGUUCGAGCUUUGCCUCAGCGAUCUGAGACUGGAUGAGUGUAUGGAGUACUGCAUGAAGGGGGGAGAUGCAGACAUGAACAGAAGACUCGGCGAGGCGGCUAUAAGAGAGUGUAGGGUAGAUAUAGCAGAGAAAUGCCUUGAAAACAUCAAGGAAUGGAAUAUGCUGUUUAUGCUCUAUGUGUGUUCGCGAAGCGACGAGAAGAUCAGGAAGCUUGCUGAUAAGGUAGAUGCAACUACAAAGAAUAUGAUUAUGAUGUACCUAGAAGACUUGGAUUAUUUCAGAAAGAUCGGGGUUAUUGGGGAAUACGGAGAUAAGGAUUGGAAGAGGAAGCUAGCAUCCGGCGAUCAGGAAUCGAAGUACGGGGAGGAAGAGAGUAAAGACUUUCCGUCAACAAGUACAGCCGUUCUUGACUCUCUUGAAUACCAAACAUCUAGUUCGGAUGGGGUUUCAUGGGGAAAUGGGUAUGAUAAUAAGAGCCAUGUCUGUCUAGAGGACGAAGCAUGUCUGGACUUGGUUGGCACGAAGGAGACACAUGAUGGUAAAAUCUUUCCCGUUGAUCGGAGAUCUUUGGAUGGAAGUAACUGUUACGAAAGCAGCGAGGAUGUGAAUAAAAUAAUGGAGAAGGGACUGUCGUUGACUACAGAAGGAAAGUUUGGCAAGGCAAUUGAGGCUUUCCGGGCAGGAAUUGUGAAGAUUGCAAUCUACAUCAGAGACAACAACGCAAGUGAAGCCUUUCUAGACGAGAGAAAGAAGAUCGGAUCGUAUCUUUCUGGGCUUGUUGUUGAGAGAAUAAGAAGGAAAACAGAAUCUCCUCUAAAGAACAUUAUGAUGGCAAAAUACUUUUCCGACCUCCCUCUCGAGAGAGAACAUCAUAUUUUGGCUUCGUCUACAGCAGUCAUGGUGUUCAGAAAGAACGGGAAUCUUAAGCAAGCAAAGGAAUUGGCCAUGUCUCUUAAGAGCGAUGGCAAGUGCAGCAAAGCUAUUGAGAAAGCUGCUGAAGAGAAGGAUCCAGAGGAUAGGUAUGAACUUCCUAAAGGUGUGUUUUGCCACGAUGUUCUCGAGAUAAGACCCAAUGCCAAGACUUGCCUACUAUGCUUCGUCAAUAGCUCUAAUGGCAAUACAUGUACAAGCUGUAAGGUUGGUGUCCUCAAAGAACAAUAA
Encephalitozoon cuniculi GB-M1 is the source of this 2952-nucleotide messenger RNA. RefSeq lists its product as uncharacterized. Gene Ontology annotation, cellular component: COPI vesicle coat. Lineage: Eukaryota; Fungi; Microsporidia; Unikaryonidae. Gene Ontology annotation, molecular function: structural molecule activity; protein binding. The record is from RefSeq and is marked provisional. Bases 1 to 2952 code for a protein of 983 amino acids. Gene Ontology annotation, biological process: intracellular protein transport; endoplasmic reticulum to Golgi vesicle-mediated transport; intra-Golgi vesicle-mediated transport. The transcript has a single exon.